GGCCGAGCGCGAGCCCCGGGCGGCCGGCCCCCGCGCCUGCCGAGCGCCGCGUCGCGCCAUGUCGGUGAACACGGACGAGCUGCGGCACCAGGUCAUGAUCAACCAGUUCGUGCUGACCGCGGGCUGCGCGGCCGACCAGGCGAAGCAGCUGCUGCAGGCGGCCCACUGGCAGUUCGAGACCGCCCUGAGCACGUUUUUCCAGGAGACCAACAUUCCCAACAGUCACCACCACCACCAGAUGCCCAAGGGGACUGGGAAGCCUGGAAGAAAGACAUACCCCAAGCAUGGAGGACACAGGGAUUUUGACCCAAGAAAAGCCCAAGAAUUUGCAUUGAAUCUCAGUAUGUUCGGUUCCAUACAGCCUCAGAUCAAGAUGUGUACUCCCAGCAACACACCUGCCACGCCACCCAACUUCCCCGACGCGCUGGCCAUGUUCUCCAAGCUUCGAGCUUCCGAGGGCCUGCAGAGCAGCAACAGCCCCAUGACGGCCGGGGCCUGCUCCCCCCCUUCAAACUUCAGCCACUUCUGGGCCUCGUCCCCACCUGGCCACCAGGUGCCCUGGCUCCCACCCUCCUCGCCCACCACCUUCCACCGCCUCCACUGCCCACAGCCCACGUGGCCCCCCGGAGCGCAGCAGGGGGGCGCCCAGCAGAAAGCCAUGGCGGCUGUGGAUGGCCAGAGAUGAGACUGGGUGCCGCAGGCGCUGGGCUGGAGCUGGGGGCAGUCCAGGGUUGUGGAGACAGAGGAGGGCCCGGGAGGGGGGCUGGGGAGGGCGGGGGGUUUCCUGAAGAUCGCACUGGAAGAUUUUAUAAAAGAAUUUUUGUGGGGGGGGGGACAGUAAACUUCCUGGGCCACUUGGGUCCUUCAGGAGUUUCUCUUCAGGCAAAGUUUUUCCUCUUUUUAAUAUAUAACUAUAAUAUAUAUGAAUAUAUAAAUAUAACUAAUGUAUGUGAGAAUGGGGCGCACCUGGGUGCUGGGGUCAGAGGGGAAGGGCCAAGACAACCCUUCUCUUGGGCCAGCACCGCUUCCCCCGCCCCAGUCUUGCCCCAGUCUUGCGGGGCAGGGGUGUGCUUCAAAGCCAGAUGGAACGGUUUUCUGUCAGCUGCCUCCUUUCAGAAGUCUCACCUGGUAUCAGGAAGAAGACCCCACUGCUCCAGGCCUGGGGGCAGCCCAACAGCAGCUCUCCCCGCUGCCAGCCCCAGGGUUCUGGGCCUAGGGGUCCUCCCUAUCUCCUCCUCCCCCCACAAUUGCUGGCUGCCACCCGUCUGCAGCUGGUUGUGCAGGGUGGAUAGGGCACUGAAGAGCCGGCUUGGGUCAAAGGCCAGGCUCUGCCCACUGGGGACUUGACUGUCCCUGGGCGCCCUGUCCCUCGGGCUGCACGUCCAGUCCGUGGGUUAGUUCCCACGUCAGAAUCCUGCCUCACUCACCAGGGUGAAAUCUUAAUUUAAAAGCUUAAAAAGACUUUUCUAACUUC
Lemur catta (Ring-tailed lemur) is the source of this 1474-nucleotide messenger RNA. It is a transcript of the gene UBALD2, whose product is annotated as UBA like domain containing 2. Gene Ontology annotation, molecular function: protein binding. Bases 59 to 685 code for a protein of 208 amino acids. The transcript has 4 exons. The record is from RefSeq and is a predicted model, not a curated record. NCBI's taxonomy places the organism in Eukaryota, Metazoa, Chordata, Mammalia, Primates, Lemuridae.